Parnassius apollo (apollo) is the source of this 951-nucleotide messenger RNA. NCBI's taxonomy places the organism in Eukaryota, Metazoa, Arthropoda, Insecta, Lepidoptera, Papilionidae. The record is from the annotation of a GenBank genome assembly.
AUGGAAGACGAUGACGAAUGCGAUAUCGAUGAUGAUGAUGAAGACGUUGACCAUGAAGAUUACGAUGACGAGGACGAUGACGAAGAUGAUGACAAUGACGAUGACGAUGACGAUGAUGACAUUGACAAAGACGAAUACGGUGACGAUGUUGAUGACGAUGGCAAUGACGAUGACAAUGACGAUGAUGAUAACGAUGACGAAGAGGACGAUGAUCACGUAGACGAUGACAAUGAUAAUGACGAUAACCGUGACUUUGAUGGUGACGAUGAUGAUGACAAUGACGAUAAAUCCUUCGAUGACGAUGACGACGACGAUGACGGUGACGAUGACGAUGAUGAUGAAGAUGAAUAUGACAAUGACGAUUUCGCUGACGACGACAAUGACGGUGACGAUGAUGAUGACGACGACGAUGACGAUGAAGAUGAUGACGAUGAUGAUGGUGAUGACGAUGAUGAUGACGAUGACGAUGAUAACGAUGACGAUAGUGAUUAUCACGUUGUCGAAGAUGAAGACGAUGAAUGUGAAUAUGACGAUGUCCGUGACGAUGAAGAUGACGAGGAAGAUGACGGUGACGUUGCCGUUGACCAUGACGUUGAUGGUGACGAUGAUGAUGAUGACAAUGACGAUGACGAUAUGGAAGACGAUGACGAAUGCGAUAUCGAUGAUGAUGAUGAAGACGUUGACCAUGAAGAUUACGAUGACGAGGACGAUGACGAAGAUGAUGACAAUGACGAUGACGAUGACGAUGAUGACAUUGACGAAGACGAAGACGAUGACGGUAACGAUGUUGAUGACGAUGACAUUGACGAUGACAAUGACGAUGAUGAUUACGAUGACGAUGAAGACGAAGACGGUGACGAUGAUGCUGAAAACGAUGAUGACGAUGACGAUGAUGAUGAAGAUGAUGAUGGUGAUGAUGACGAUGACGAUUAUGAUGAUGCUGACGAAUAA